Molecule: messenger RNA, 1449 nt
Organism: Daphnia magna
Lineage: Eukaryota; Metazoa; Arthropoda; Branchiopoda; Diplostraca; Daphniidae
Exons: 7
Coding region: 1-1449 (482 amino acids)
Source: RefSeq, a predicted model, not a curated record
AUGAAGAUGCUGUGGCCUUCUGCCCCCUAUCCUUCUUCACCCAUUCCCAGUUCUUCUUCUCCGACUCCAUCAUCUCCUUCUCCAGAAUUUUCUCCUCUUCCACGUCCAGUUUCUUCCUCUUCAUCUUAUUUUUCUUCGUCUUCUCUACCACCUCUUAUUUCUCCGUCCCCUACUUCUCCGUCCCCAACUUCUCCGUCCCCAGCUUUUCCGUCCCCAACUGCUCUGUCCCAAGCUUUUCCGUUCCCAAUUUCACCGUCCCCAACUUCUCCUGCUCCAACUUCUCCAGCUCCAAUUUCUCCAGCUUUAACUUCUCCAGCUCCAGCUCCAGCUCCAGCUCCACCAUCUGUAAUUCCCAAUCCGGAGGGAAAACGGAAAAAAAAACUAAAUCCAAAAAGAAAAGGGUUCGGCAUGUGGACAAGGUUGCCAAACACCGGAUUUGCCACAACUAAAACAGCAGAUGGAACUUCAAUUUUCUAUAAUGGUCGAGUUUCAACUCCAACCGGCACUGCUCUCGUGUUUAUCAGUCUGACCAUGCUACCACUGCUUCGAACGUCAGAAGAAAUUGCAUGCGACGGAACGUUUGCCACUGUGCCAUUGCUGUUAUCGCAGUUAUUCACGUUGCACGUUGCGGCAUAUAGAUAUAUGUUUCCACUGGCUUAUGCUGUCAUGUCUGAAAAGACACAAUCACUAUACCAGUUGGGUCUUGAUCGUAUUCUACAUGCAAUUUUCCGAAAAGUUUGUACAGAAGAAUUACGGCAGUCUUAUAUGCACCGGCCAAAUGUAAAGAAAAUUGUUAAAAUGCUUAUUGCACUCGCUUUGUUGCCUGCCGCACAAGCUCACCAAGGGUUUUAUGAUAUCUGCCAAUCAUCAGUUGUCUUACUGCAAGAUGAAACUCGAUGUGCUAAAAUGCAAAUCAUUUAUGAAUACAUGGGAAGUUAUUGGUUCCAGAUAGUCACUCCAGAUCGUUUAAGCGUCAAUGGGCAGCCCAGGCGUACAACGAAUGAGGUAGAAUCUUUCCACCGAUGGUUCAACAGGCGAUGUGGAAAAUAUCAUCAGAUACUGGCAAAAAGUAGAAGAAGGUGCGUAAAGGACUACAACCUCGCCCGAUCAGGACGGCUAAUUCGACGAGAACAUGCCAAGAAACAAACAGAAAAGGAUGCGCGUAUUAGGACUUUUUGCCAAUCUUUUGACAACCGUGAAAUUACGGUUUACCAGUUUCUUGAAAUGUGUUCCAGAUUUUUCGAACCUCUGCAUAAUCCUGCACCAUUAGGCGGCCUUUUAGCUGAUCCCUUUGACUCGUACCAUAAAAACUCUGUUUCCGAUAAGUCUUUGGAAGAAGACCAACAAGGCGCUGAUGUUGGACCUGACGUCAAUCGAAGAGUUGCUCGUGUCCGUCGACAUCGUGGUGUUCGACGAGGUGAUGGUAUUCGAGGAGGUGAUGGUGUUUGA